Molecule: messenger RNA, 537 nt
Organism: Saccoglossus kowalevskii
Lineage: Eukaryota; Metazoa; Hemichordata; Enteropneusta; Harrimaniidae
Product: proline-rich transmembrane protein 1-like
Cellular component (GO): membrane
Source: RefSeq, a predicted model, not a curated record
CUGCGUCAUAAAAGUGGUUACUUCUUUGUUGUUGUUGGUUUCGCUUAGUAAUUGGUGUUGACAAUGACAGAAAAGCAAGACACUGAUAUUAAAAGUGCUGAGGUGCCUUUAUCUAAUCACAGUACACAAACUGAUGCAAAGAUGGCUGGUUUUCCACCUGCAUAUACCUGUACAAACCUGGUGGCUCCAGCUCCAGUAGAACGAAAAGGACAUUCUACAGCACCACCAAACUACCUACCUUUGGCUAUAUUUGCCACAGUGUGUUGUUUCAUGCCAACUGGUAUAUUUGCCAUUCUCAGAGCAUCUGAUGCUAACACUGCCUUUGCUCGUAACGAUAUGACGACUGCAUGGAAACAAGCCAAGCGAGCCAAGACCCUGUCCUAUAUCAGUAUUGGUAUUGGUUGUUGUUCUUUUCUGUUAGUUCUUAUAUUAUGUGCGGGUAUUUUAUCUCUCAUACCAUAUCUGUUCUCUGAAUACCAAUCCAUCAUCAAUACUGAAUACCAAUCCAUCUUCAAUACCACAACCAGUGUGUACUGA